AGAGCAUGUCUGUUGUAGACUCUAACAAGGAUGUCAGUCUCCUAGUCACUUUCAAUAUGGGAAAAGUGACACUGUCAGCAACAAGUUGCUUCAACCUUGGCACAAAAGGUGUAAUUACCAGAUGAAGGCACUGGUGCAAAUGUUCACUGGACAAAAGACAAGGUGCUUCGGUAUGAGAUAGUUCUUUAAAAUGUUCAUUGCACUUUCGCACCUCUAUGUAGAUCCAAACAUGGUGAGAACAGCGCUGGUCAUCUAAUAAGAAAGUAGAUCAAACAGACAGAAAAGACUCCACUAAACUUUGUUUAAAAGUCAAAUUUAUUUGACUGCCAUUACUUUUACUACGGUUAGGUCUACAUGGAUGCACAAUGUAAUAAUAUUUAGCUAUGUUUCAUAUUGUGACUAAGUGAUUAAAAAAACCCAGCAGAGUCUUGCGGGCUGGAUUGAGACGUUUGAGAACCCCUGCUAUAGAUAUUCCUUUUCCCAGUCCGUAAAGUAGAAUUAUGAUUCCAACUAAUUUACCUGAAAAAUUUGUUGAAUAUAUUGGUGGUCAAUGCAUAAAAUGGCUAAACAGGUACCGAUGCGCUUGUGCAGGAAUUGCAAUUGCUUGUUUAUGUUCCACACAAAUUUAAAAAAUGGGGAGCUUCCCAUCUCUGCGUCACAUAUUCUUUCUUUUUUUUGAAUGCCGAUCCAUUCAUUUCUUUCACGGUAAACAUGAUUUUGUUAACAGUAGACCAAAACAAUUUUUUAGGAAACGCAAGAAUAAUUUGCCAAUGGUUACAUGUAUGUUGCCAUGUUGGCUUUGGUCAUGGAAAGCAAUUGAAAAUUGUUUUGUUUGUAUUUAGCUGAUUGCUAGCCAGGCAUUGAUAUCAAUGCUUGAUUUGAUUGUCCCGCUGAUUAAUCGGCCCAUUCAAAAUUUGAAAUAUUAAUACAUCAUUAACUUCAAUUUGUAAUUUGAUUUUCAGGGACGUCAUGCAGCAAGACGGCUGAGAUCAACACAGACUGCUUCACAGACCCUCGUCAAUGUACCAGAAACGAGAGUGACAACACUCAACAAUGGGUUCCGUGUAGCCAGUGAAGACUCUGGAAUCCCUACAGCCACAGUGGGUUUAUGGAUUGACGCUGGAAGCAGAUAUGAGAAUGAGAAGAACAAUGGAGUUGCACACUAUCUUGAGCACAUGGCAUUCAAGGGUACAUCAAACAGGACACAAAUGGAAUUGGAGUUGGAGAUAGAAAACAUGGGUGCUCAUCUAAAUGCAUACACAUCAAGGGAACAGACAGUAUAUUAUGCCAAAUGCUUCGAGUCGGAUGUCCCCAAAGCUGUUGAAAUCCUUGCUGAUAUCAUUCAGAACAGCACACUCGGAGAGGCUGAAAUAGAGCGAGAGAGGGGUGUCAUCCUCAGAGAAAUGCAGGAAGUAGAAACCAAUCUCCAAGAAGUGAUCUUUGAUCAUCUGCAUGCAACAGCUUACCAAGGAACUCCUCUUGGUAGAACUAUCCUAGGACCCACUGAAAACAUCAGGUCUAUCAAUCGGGAUGAUCUUCAGAAUUAUAUAUCUACUCACUACAAGGGACCUCGCAUUGUGCUAUCUGGAGCUGGUGGUGUCAACCAUGAUGAAUUGGUCCAACUUGCCCAAAAGCACUUUGGCAACCUGGGAACUGAAUAUGAGAAUGAGAUUCCAGCUCUAACCCCAUGCAGAUUCACUGGCAGUGGUAUCACAGUGCGUGAUGACAAGAUGCCACUGGCUCACAUUGCUUUGUGUGUUGAAGGAGUUGGCUGGGCCCAUCCUGAUAACAUCCCUCUCAUGGUUGCCAACACUUUGAUUGGAAGCUGGGAUCGUUCAUUUGGAGGAGGAGCAAACACAUCAAGUCGACUGGCUAGAGUUGCAUUCGAAGAUAACUUAUGCCAUUCCUUCCAGGCCUUCAAUACCUGCUACACAGAUACAGGGCUAUGGGGAGUGUACAUGGUGAGUGAUCCUCUUAGCGUUGAAGACAUGGUAUACCACGUCCAGAACCAGUGGAUGUACCUGUGCACCAGUGUGACCGAGAGUGAGGUAGCACGUGCCAAGAAUCUCCUCAGGACCAACAUGCUACUUCAAUUGGAUGGGUCGACCCCAAUCUGUGAAGACAUUGGCCGUCAGAUGUUGUGCUACGGACGUCGUAUUCCUCUGCCUGAGCUUGAAGCAAGGAUUGAUAGCAUCAGUGCCAAGACUAUCCGUGAUGUAUGUACACGAUACAUCUAUGACAAAUGUCCUGCUGUUGCCGGAGUUGGCCCAGUUGAGCAGCUCCCAGACUACAACAGAAUACGUGCUAGCAUGUACUGGAUCAGACUUUAACUGAGUUCUUGAAGGAGAUUUAUUUAAAUAAUGAAUGUUAGGAGAGAAUUUAUUUGUGCAAGAGUUUUAUAGGGCAGCGUUUGCUGUCUGUGUUUGAUGUAAAAGGACAAUUAAUGAGGCAUCCUAUCAUUCUUAUUCUCAACUGGAGAAAAUUAACGAGAUUCACCGAAAGAACAGAAUUGAAAGAUGAUAUUAUGCAUUUUCUUUGAAAUGGAUGUAUGGUCAAUUCUGACAUCAGGUGUUUUUCAGAUAUGAAUAAUGUUUUAAUAGAAUGUAUUUAUGAAGUUUAUUCCUCUUUGUGUGUUUUACAAAACAUGAUAUCUGAAUUGAAGUUGGCCUCCAGUUUCAAAGGUAAAAAUAAAUUCAAAAAUGAACAUUUGACCUAAGUAAUAAAUCUUACCACAUUAUGCCUUUGGUGGUUCAAAAUUACCCAUGAAGGAAUGCAUAUAGCACCCUUGUGAAUUUCUUUGUAUAAAAAAAUCUAAUAUCAUACAGGGGUGUGAGAGUUCAGAUUUUUAGCUGAUUUCAGAUAUUUUGUUUUUCCAGCUUAAUUUCAGCUUAUUUUUGGCUUUUCUCUGUGAAAAAAAGUAUGAGAGCUCUUUCUAUUUCAGACGUUUCACCACUCUUCAGCUUUUUUCAGAUCUUUUUAUUUGUGACCACUCACACUCCUGAUCAUAUCACCCCCUAAAGCUUUAUAACAACUUCUGUGAAAUUAAUCCAAACCACUUGUCAGAGGGAAUGACACACUGCGUAGUGAUGAUGUCAGUACCACUAUGUCAUGGAGAUGAAAUAAACUGGCAACAUUCUGUGUUGUAUAAAACUGUA
Lytechinus pictus (painted urchin) is the source of this 3155-nucleotide messenger RNA. Its product is annotated as mitochondrial-processing peptidase subunit beta-like. Gene Ontology annotation, cellular component: mitochondrion. Lineage: Eukaryota; Metazoa; Echinodermata; Echinoidea; Temnopleuroida; Toxopneustidae. Gene Ontology annotation, molecular function: metal ion binding; metalloendopeptidase activity. Bases 1176 to 2330 code for a protein of 384 amino acids. The record is from RefSeq and is a predicted model, not a curated record. The transcript is spliced from 12 exons.